AUGGCAGCUCCCAUGGCUGAAGAAGUGGCUAGAAAAGUCAAGAAGUACGUUGAAGUCCGAGUCCUCUUCAACGACACCGUUGCGUCCGAAUCGUUUUUGGUUCCAGCUUCGAAGGCAUCGAGGCUCCACGAUCUCUACCUUAGAAUCAGUCGCAAGACCGACGUUGGCGGCCAUGGACUCUUCAACCUCGACAGAGAGGACCGCCCUGGCCUCUACACUGGCAACCUGUACCCGGUGUUGGUUGUCCUGCAAGAGAACUCCGUGCAGAAACAUCACCUGCGACAUUGUCGAUGGAUCAUUGUUGGAUGGGACGAUUUGCAGGUGUACACCCGAUGGUACGAGCGUGUUGUUCAAGGUUCGAACCAAGGAGAAAUCUUCAAGGUGGAAAUGAGAUUGAAUAUGACGCGAGACAAGACCCCCCUGUCGCCUGAACAGGUGGCAGCCUUCAAGGCAAUGAGGGAGACUCUCACGGCGGCUGGCAUGGGUGAAGAAGUUUUGGAAUGGCAAGCUCCCCCAAGCAUGUUGACGCUCGACGAUUUCAAGAACAGAAACGUCUGGGAAUGGCACCCUGCCUAUGCACAUGAGGCAACCUUCAACUAUCGCAGUAUUGCCGCGGUGCCGCCGACUGACGAGUGGUUUCCCUUGAGGGAUCCCGUCUCUCCAUUGGUUACCGAUGGAACAUGUGUUGCGUGCCUGAAGACCGUCAAGGAGCUUGGUGUUCCGACAAUGGGCAAGAAGGCGCUGAAGAAGGCCAAGGCCAAGGCCAAGCGCGAUGCGGCAGCGGCGGCUGAGGCAGAAGAGGGUGAGGAGGGGGAAGAUGAUGACAUGGCGGGCAUGGUCGAGAAGAUGGAGAUUGUUGACGAUGGAGAGGAUGGAGAGGAAGAUGAAGAGGAAGAUGAAGAUGAAGGGGAAGAGGCUGGUGGUCCAGAGGAUGACGAGAUGGACAUCGAUUAG
Exophiala oligosperma is the source of this 954-nucleotide messenger RNA. RefSeq lists its product as uncharacterized. The record is from RefSeq and is a predicted model, not a curated record. The transcript is spliced from 2 exons. The coding region runs from base 1 to 954 and encodes 317 amino acids. Lineage: Eukaryota; Fungi; Ascomycota; Eurotiomycetes; Chaetothyriales; Herpotrichiellaceae.